AUGAAUACUCCACCGAUAGAGAAGGACAAUCCAUCUCCUUCAAAACCACCACCUCCAGCAGCAGCAUCAGCAUCAGCACCAUCUGCACCACCACCCACUUCUUCACAGUCAUCUGUUGGAAAGAAUAUACCUUUGACUCCGAAACCUCCCAUUAAGGCAGUACAACUGAACCAACCAAGUGGAUCAGGUAUCAACACUCAUAAUAAAGUAUUAUCUGCAAAUGCCAAGCCACAACAAAAUCCUCUGCCACAUCCAAAUCAGCCAUUAAAACAAGGAACACCUCUUAAACUACAACCACACAAUAAAUCAUCAGCACUACAUCCCCAAGGAAAUAAUAAACAACCUUUACAUUCUAUAAAACCACGUUCCACAAUGCAUCCAAUUGCACCCAAGUAUCACAAAAUCCAACCAGCUAUUGCUCCCAAACCAAUAUCGAGUGCAAACAACAAAAACUCACAAUCUCAGCCAAGUAAAUUCAAUCCUAUCCCUACGGGUAAAUUAUCCUUACUGAUUAAUCUGCUGACGUUGGCAAAAAAUGGAACUGGGAAUAAAAAUGAUUGUAGUUCGUUGAAUACCUCACGUAAAUGGGUAUUGCCUCCACGUCCAAGACCAGGUAGAAAACCAACUCAUGAAAAUGGAGCAAAUCCUGAACACGAUAAAAAAUCUAAAAGUAAUGGUACAUCAGUAACGAAAAAGAAACCCAAAUGUAAAAAAGACUCAAGUUCAAUUACUCCUGAUUUAUUGUCAACUCCUAGCCCGUCUACAACAACAACAACAACGACUGCCACGACGACGCCAUCAUCUAAAUCGUUAUCAUCAACACCAUCAACAAGUAAGAAAUCAUCAUUAUCAGCUACUCCGACUAUUCCAGAGAGUAGCGGCAGUAUUCCUAAUGAACCGAUAGUUCCAGAGAUACCCAUUCCAACAAUUGAUGUGGACCCUAAAACUCAAUUAUUAGAGAUGAAAAUGUCAUAUUUAUCCAAAUUAAAAGAACAAGAACUUAUUAGAAAUUAUGUUGAAAUAUUGACAAAUCAAAUUAAAGAAUUAAGUUUUAUUCAGAAUGGUGUAAUUACAUUUGAUGCAUUGAAGAGUAAUAUCAAGUAUAAUAAUAAAACUCCUUCAACUUUAACUACAUCAAGUACGACAAAUGCUACUAAUGCAAAGUAUGAUCAAUUGGAAGCUAUAAAUAAUUUGAAUGAUUUGAAUAAAUAUUUGAAUUAUUUGACAAAAUCGUCGAAUAUCAUCAAUAGUGUUAAGAAAAAGAAGAAUGUACUUGAAGGUGCUGACAGUGAUUCAAUUGAUAAUCAAAUUGAUCAUUAUUUGGAAAUUAGAAAUAAAUUCAAAUCUGUUAAGAGAAUGGAUGUUUUAAAUUUCAAGAAUUUCAAUCAAUUGGGUAUACCAGUACAAGCAAAUAUUCCAUCACCACCAAUUGAUAAUGGCCCUUCUAAUGAUGAAAUAUUUAAGAAUAAUGAUAUUACAAGUAUAUUUUCUGGUACUACUUUCCAUGAUGAUAUGAAUUCGGAUGCUGAGAAAUUUGUUCCUGAUUUAUUAAAACCUAUAAAGGCAUCGAAUUUAUUUCAAGAUCUUCAAAGUCAACAACAACGUCAACGACAAGCAUCACAAGUUUCCGCACAGCUACAAUUGCAACCACCUCAAGAAACUGAUUUACAAUUGCAAACUGAAACGAUUGAAGAAUCAAUAUCAAGUGCAAGUUUACUUUCAAAUACUUCAAUGCCUCCAACAAGUACAAAUAGUAAUUUGGGAGGUAGUGAUAGUUUAAACAAAUUUUUAGAUGAUGAUUAUGAUAAUAUUGAUGGAUUUUUCAUGGAUGAACAUGAUUUUUUGAAUCGAUUAGUUUUAAAUGAUAAUGUAAAUAUGGAUCAAGUUCAAGAUCAAGAAGUUUAUGGUGCUGUUGAAAUUCAUGGAUCUCCCUCAUUGAAUAACAACAAUAUAAACACUACAACAUCCAUUUCUAAUGGUAAUAAUGAUAACAAUAAUGAAAAGAAAAAUGGUAAUGAUAUGAUGAUUAAGAAGAAAAAAUUAAAAUUAAAUUGUGGAUUUUGUACUGGUGAUACUCCAUGUUUAUGUUUUGAUACGCUAGUGGCCGACAAAUAG
This is a messenger RNA of Candida tropicalis MYA-3404, 2115 nucleotides long. RefSeq names its product Hap42p (gene HAP42). The record is from RefSeq and is a predicted model, not a curated record. The coding region runs from base 1 to 2115 and encodes 704 amino acids. NCBI's taxonomy places the organism in Eukaryota, Fungi, Ascomycota, Pichiomycetes, Serinales, Debaryomycetaceae. Gene Ontology annotation, biological process: regulation of DNA-templated transcription. The transcript has a single exon. Gene Ontology annotation, cellular component: nucleus.